UUAUACAUAAUAAUAAGUAACGAUAAAUGCAAACUUACCUUUAGCAUGUAGCAAAGCUUCAUCUAUAUGAGGCGGCGGCCGGAUAGCUGGAUUUGACUUGAACGUAACUUGUUUUAGAGAAUAUUCUUAUUUAUGGAAACCAAAAAUGUCGUCCACAUCCAGCCAGGCAAGUCAAGCUAGCCAGGUGGCGCUUGAAAAUCGUUAUGCCUUACCUCCACAAGCAGUGGACAAUAAAAUUGUCAUGCAUAUGGAUAUACGCGAGCCAUUGAGAACUUUGCAGAAACUUUUGGAAAAGGAACUAAACAUAAGCCUUCGUGGUUAUGAAUUUUGGCUCCAAUACGUUCAACAACUUGAACCUCACGAAAAUUUAGUGGACCAAUGUGUAAAACAUGAAGGCUUGGUUAAAAUUAAUGUGGAAAUCAAAUACAUAGUUAAACGAAUCAAUAUUUUGGAUGUCCUAAAACCCACUGAAGAUGCUUUGGCGGCUUUGAACAUACAGGAAACUUGUGAAACAAAUUUAAGUUCGGACGAUAAACAAAGUAGGUGUAAUGAAAAUACGGAAGAUAGCGAAGAAGGCAAAGAAGCUCCAGCCAAGAAAUUUAAAGGCGAUCAUGCCAUCGCAUCAACUUCAUCGAAGGAGAAACCUUGUCUUAAUUGGGUAUUGGAUAACAAGUUUCGCAAAAAGCAGGCACGUCUUAAUAUUCCCAAAAAUCCCUUUGAGUGGACGGUAGCUCAUGUGAAACAUUGGUUUGAAUGGGCCAUUAAGCAAUUCGAAUUGACUAACUUUAAUAUGAACGAAUGGUCAAUAACGGGUCGUCAACUUUGCACACUCACUCAUGAAGAGUUUCAUAAGAAAUUGCCUAAAGAUCCUGGCAAUGUAUUUUGGACUCAUACGCAGUUGCUAAAAGAAUGUAAGUGUGUGGCUGUUCCACAUAAAGCUGCUAAAAGUGGAUUAAUGGAAAAUAACGCAGAAUUAAAUAAAAACACACCAGCCUUGUCUGCCAUGCCACGAAAGCAAAAGAUAAUGCGAAAAAGUUUCCAUAAUACUAAUUAAAGAAAGUAAGUCGUGAUGGUCAAGUUGUUUAGGAAAUUUCUUAAAUAUCCAAUUGGUUAACCCUUCUUUUAGAUGAAGUGACUUUAGGCUCAGAUGUUACUCAUAGUAAAUAUGGC
This is a messenger RNA of Glossina fuscipes, 1170 nucleotides long. RefSeq names its product DNA-binding protein Ets97D-like. The record is from RefSeq and is a predicted model, not a curated record. Lineage: Eukaryota; Metazoa; Arthropoda; Insecta; Diptera; Glossinidae. Gene Ontology annotation, molecular function: sequence-specific DNA binding. The coding region runs from base 146 to 1054 and encodes 302 amino acids. The transcript is spliced from 5 exons.